Messenger RNA from Vigna radiata var. radiata (mung bean), 962 nucleotides. Its product is annotated as DNA-directed RNA polymerase II subunit RPB7. Gene Ontology annotation, molecular function: single-stranded DNA binding; translation initiation factor binding; single-stranded RNA binding. Gene Ontology annotation, cellular component: RNA polymerase II, core complex; P-body. The transcript is spliced from 6 exons. Lineage: Eukaryota; Viridiplantae; Streptophyta; Magnoliopsida; Fabales; Fabaceae. Gene Ontology annotation, biological process: transcription initiation at RNA polymerase II promoter; positive regulation of translational initiation; positive regulation of nuclear-transcribed mRNA poly(A) tail shortening. The record is from RefSeq and is a predicted model, not a curated record. Bases 209 to 730 code for a protein of 173 amino acids.
CAGAGUAAAAUUUUUGGACGGAAAUAGUGUAUCCGUCCCGCCCCCACGGAGUUGACAAUUCCUAGAUGCGUUAUGCCCAUUCGAUUGAAUGCGUUUCAGUUUUCUCUUUUCCAAUUGUAUUUUCCAAAACCAUUCUUAUUCUGUGUUUUUCUUGCAGUAGUGACGGACCAGAUUGGGCAAGAAGUGAGGCAAAAGAAGUAACGUGAAAAUGUUUUUCCACAUAGUGCUGGAGCGAAAUAUGCUGCUGCAUCCACGAUACUUUGGUCGUAACCUUCGUGAUAAUCUUGUUUCCAAAUUAAUGAAAGACGUGGAAGGCACUUGCAGUGGUCGACAUGGAUUUGUGGUGGCAGUUACAGGGAUUGAAAACGUAGGGAAAGGGUUAAUUCGUGAUGGGACAGGGUUUGUGACAUUUCCUGUUAAGUACCAGUGUGUUGUCUUCAGACCAUUUAAGGGGGAGAUCGUAGAAGCUGUUGUUACCAUGAUGGGAUUUUUUGGGGAAGCUGGACCUGUCCAAAUCUUUGUUUCAAACCACUUGAUUCCGGAUGAUAUGGAGUUCCAGUCUGGAGACAUGCCAAAUUACACUACUUCAGAUGGAUCAGUUAAGAUUCAAAAGGACAGUGAAGUGAGACUAAAGAUAAUAGGGACUCGAGUUGAUGCUACUGAAAUUUUCUGCAUAGGUACCAUAAAAGAUGACUUUCUGGGUGUGAUCAACGAUCCUACAACAGUUUAAACACCCCUUACUGUAUCAUUCUGUUGAAAAUAGGAGCAUUUAAUGAUUGUUACUUUUCUAACAAGCAUAGUUGUCGUGUUUAGUUAAGUUCAAUGUAUCCUUAAAAGUAGUUCUCCUGAAAAUAGUAGUAGUUAUUUUGUUAUCAUUGUAUUAUUUUAUUAUUAUAAAUAGAUCACUCUUCUGAGUGAAAAACCUACUAUCGAUAUCCAGAAAAUAAAUCUUGUUUCUCUAU